AUUGAACGGCAGUUACGUUCAUGCCUUCGUGUUGGGCUAUGCCUUCGAUCGUGACAAUGUGUUGUUGCCUCCGUGAACGUCAUUAUAAAUUGUCUUGAUCACGUGCCAAUGAGUGUGCAAGAAUUUUCAGAAAGGAAUUUCUAUAAAAAGUGCCUACCCUGGAAUGGAUGCUGUGCACCAUUCAAUUAGUAAAGAAAGCAAUUUUAUUAACUCGUCUUCAAUUCGCUUGUAGAGGAACGAAAAAAAUGAAAAGAAAACUGGACUAAUUCAUCGCCUAUCGACACGGAUUCGGAUCGGAGCAGAGGAAAAAAAAAGAGAAGAGCGAACGAGACAAAUAUCACAUCGAUUGUGACCUUCUCGGAAUUGUUCGGAAUCAAAAAAAGAGAAGCUGAUUGAAAAAGAGAAAAAUUGAUUUAAAACAAAGUGUAUUCUACGAAAUUUUUGCUUUUCGUGAGAAUUAUUUUUUUUUCAUCCUAAAAUUGAAACCGAGUUUGAAACUAUGUCAUGACCAGCACCGACUCGACGACCUCAUUUUGCACUAAAAGCGAGGAAAAGGAUGAUGAUGAUGUUCGUCGCAUCGAUUCCUCGUCCUCGAGACAAGCAACAAGACCGAGAAAUUUUGGCUCCACAAUUGCCCUCGGAAAUUCAACAUUUGAAUCGCUUGCACUCGAUGUUUCAUUCUCAGGACUUGCCAGUGCAUCGACACCAACACCAACGACAAGGAAAAGGACGACGACAAAUUUUUUCACUCGAAAUCCAGAGGAGAGAGAUCCUGAAAUUUGGGAAGAUAUUGGAGUUGUUGAAUAUUUGGAGAGAGGACUCAGUCCUGGUGAUGAGAGUACUGUCGAGGAUCGUGAAGAGACACUUCGACAAGUUCUGUCCGAAACAGAUAUACACGAGGGCGAUGGAGAUCUGUCGGAUUUUUUAUUUCACGUAGCACGAACGAAACACGGGAGGAUUUACAUUCGUGUCAUUCGUACACUUCUCUUAAAUCGAGUCUUAUGCAGCAAUCGGGUGAGCCAAAUGACCAAAACCUACAAUGAUAUCGAGGCAGUAACAAGGCUUUUGGAGGAGAAAGAGAAAGACUUGGAGUUGACAGCACGAAUUGGCAAGGAGCUGUUGACGCACAAUCAAAAACUUGAGAGCACUGUCAAUGCCCUAGAAGCUGAACUUAAAACGGCAAAUGAAAAAAUUACGCAAUUGACGCACGAGUCGUCGAAGAAAACCGAAUUGAUACAAAUAUUAACUAAUGAUGUGGAUGAUUCGGGUUCGGAAGCUGCGACACCCUCAGGAUUGCAGGGCAUCAAUUUGGAUGUCAUGCAACGUAAGAUAACUACACUCGAGGAUGAAAAUAAAUCGUUGAAAUGCGAAUUCACAAAACUUGUUAAAGAAGCUGACAGUUGUGAGGAGCAGGAGGCGCGUCUCGUCAAAGAUAUCGCUAAUCAACUUGCAAAUGCAAAUAUGGAGGUAGACGGGAUUGCCGAGGAGUUGGGCCGACAGAAGGAGGAAAACCGGCUUCAACACGAGCAAAUAGUGAGUUUGACCGCGAAACUAUCAGAGACGGAAUUACGACUUGCUCGAUUGAUGGCCGAGCACGAUGAAAUCGGAACAACUCUAGUUAUAACCAGGGACAAUCAGAAUACAUUGGCUAGUGAACUCGCCGAGUUUAAAGACCGUUAUGCAGAGGUUGUUAACUUGUUGGCGGAAACUCAGGAGCAACUCAAGAAACAGAGGAAGCGCUCAAUGCCAACUGUUCGAGGUGGAUCACUCUAUCCGUCUUUAGUGGCUCAUCCUCAACCUGAUUCCAUUGCCUCGGAACUCGAGUCUUCACUUUAUUCUGAAUCGAGUUUGGAUUCUGGAAUAAGUGCAGAUAGAUUACCGACGUACAAGAAAGUAUUUGAGACGGUUCGCAGUGCCUCGAGAACCUCGUUUAGUGUAAGUGAAAGUCAACAAUUUCCGCGACUUGGUUCGAUGACAACUUCCACCCUUUCGACUGGCUCUUCCGGACCGAGGAUGAGUCUUGGUCCUCAAAUGCGAGGACGAUCGCGUGGAAUGCCUGGUGCUUCAACUUUUGUCAGUUUAGAUUCUACUGGACACAGCGAUAGUGAGGGUUCACUUAUUACUGACUCGGAGGAAUAUCCGUCAAGAAUUAAUUUUCACCCUAGGGGACCUCAACUUCCGGGCGUGCCGGGAGCACCAGGAGCAGCCGACCUGGAAGCAGCGCUGCGUCGUUUGACACCCGCGGAAGUAAUUGCAAGACGUGCGUGCCUAAGCACUGGGACUGGUUACACCUACGACUAUGACGGUGGUGUUCAUUCGCCGCCGAAUUUCCUUCCGUUCGGCUGUCGAACGCCUGACAGCAUAAUGUCAACCGGAAGUAGCGGGAAUCUCAGCGGCUUCAGCGGCAACAGCGCCGGUGGCUGGCGACUUCCGGAGAAAUUGCAGAUCGUCAAGCCCAUGGAAGGUUCGCAGACUCUUCAUCAUUGGUCCCAAUUGGCGACACCCACACUCGGUGGCUUACUCGAGGAACGUCCCGGAGUGAAGACGCGCGGCGGUCGACGACUUGAGGACCUGGGACUCGAGACCUAUACACUGACCGACGUCGAGGAGGACGAGGAGUACGCGAAUCCAGGGAAACUCUUCCAGGACACUGGAUCCGUUUACACCUACACGAAUAGCACAGUUUUGCAUCCUGACGAUCACACGAGUGUGACGGCGAGCGUUGUUGGCAGCCGCGUUGCCAGCGCGCCCGACAGUACCGUCAAUUCGGGAAUGAACACUCCGAGGACUCUCAGUCGGCGUAAUUCCACUUCGACAUUCUCGACGACCCUCAGUCUCGCCAAGAUGCUCAACGAGCGGGGAAUCAAAGCUGUGACACCGUCGUGCGUCGCAACGCCCAAUGAGGAUAAGAAUUUCUCGCCGACAGCAACGCCUUGCAACAGUCCCGAUGGCAGUCCCACACACUCGAGGUCUGCGUCGCCUUCGCCCACCAGUUCGUCACUGUCUUUUGGAUUAUUCACCACUGGCGCUGAAUUGCUGAAACGGACCUUUGGCAGCGAGUCCGCGACGCCUAUUCCAACUGCCUCGCAAGUCAAGAGGAAACGAGCGAAAAAUCCUCUCUCAAGAUCAGAGAAGAAAGCAUUGACGGGAAUUCGACUUGUGGAGAAACUCGAGAGAAUUGGAAUCGAUACAAUAAUGUCCGCAACAACAUCAACAAAUAUAUCGCCAUUGGCAUUACAGGGUGCACUUUAUACAAGGCGAAAUAUGGAGAGUCCCAUGGCUCAAUUGACCUUCCUGAAAAAUUCCAUGUCCUCCAGUUUCAGUCAAGAGAAAUUGGAUUUAUCUUCCUCGGCAUCUUCCAUCAGUGAAAAUUCAAUUUCAUCAUUGCCCAGUGAUAGAUCAAGGGGAUUGAGUGAUAGUGAGGGGAAAUUGAGUUAUGGAUCGAGUCGACAACGACGCUCGGGAAAUCGUUCGACGAGACCCGAUCUUGGACAAGUGAAACCACCGGCUGCUCCUCCCGUCACUAAGGAAUCGGCUGCCCAGUCGGCACUUGGCACACUUAGCUCACUUCUAUUUGGUAGAAAAGGCGGUUUGCUCUAAAUUAUUCAUUUUUUUUAAUAUAUAUAUAUAAACAUAUUCCGUUUCUCGAAAUCCCUUUAAAUAGGAGACGACGAGUGUUGAAGAUUUCGAUGAAUGGCUGUGAAAAAAGAGCACACUUCAGAAUUUUAUUUUUUAGCUAUUAGUUACUAGAAUCUAGUAUUUAGAUUUUCUUUCCUAGUCGAAUUUUUUUUCCACUAGUUGAAAUUUUUCUUUCUUUUAAAAGUAAAUUAUUUUUAAAUACUUUAGUUUUCGCUUUCAAAUAUAGAAAGACUUUCAAAAUACAAAAGUAUUUUGAAAGUAUUUUCGAAUUGUUGGAAAUUUACAGGGUGAUCACAAGUUUCAGUUCAUUCAUUUCCUUGACAUUUCCCUGACAAAAUUGUUUUUACAGGAAAAUAUGAAAGUUUAUAGGAAAAAUGAGUAAAAUUUAUUAAUUUUAAUAAUUUCUAAAAAUACAAUUAUAACCAUACGUGAAUUCAAUUA
Messenger RNA from Leptopilina heterotoma, 4080 nucleotides. It is a transcript of the gene milt, whose product is annotated as trafficking kinesin-binding protein milt. The record is from RefSeq and is a predicted model, not a curated record. The transcript has 9 exons. Lineage: Eukaryota; Metazoa; Arthropoda; Insecta; Hymenoptera; Figitidae. Bases 505 to 3600 code for a protein of 1031 amino acids.